Molecule: messenger RNA, 1929 nt
Organism: Nanorana parkeri
Lineage: Eukaryota; Metazoa; Chordata; Amphibia; Anura; Dicroglossidae
Gene: ASB2
Product: ankyrin repeat and SOCS box containing 2
Exons: 10
Coding region: 1-1929 (642 amino acids)
Biological process (GO): intracellular signal transduction
Molecular function (GO): protein binding
Source: RefSeq, a predicted model, not a curated record
AUGGCGACGCAGAUUUCGGCAUCGAGGCCGGCGCAGCGCACUCUGGGCUCGGAGGAGUACAGUCUGUACAGCAGCUUGAGUGAAGAGGAACUGAUACAGAUGGCCAUCGAGCAGAGUUUGUGCGAAGGGGACACCAGCCAAUCAGAUGCCCACAGCCAGCAGAAGAAGACCAGCGCAGAACCCACCGCCGCCUUAAAAUGGUACCAGAGACCUACUCACCGCCCCCCUCCACCCGCUAACAGCCCAUUCAGGUCCAAUGCAGGACUUUACCAAGGGGUCGUCCGCAAGAGAUACGAUGGGAGCUACUUUCAGAUCAGCCAACCUGCAGAACUGAACCCCAUCGAGGAGCUGAUCAGGAAAGGAGAUGAGGAGGGCCUGAGCAAUGCCAUAAAAUCCGGGAAAAAGCUUAACCAGCCCAACAAAGAUGGAUGGAUUCCCCUGCAUGAGACGGCAUAUUAUGGAUCCUUGGGCUGCCUGAAGAUUUUACAGAAAGCAUACCCUACAACCAUCGACCAGCGCACUCUGAAUGAGGAAACAGCGCUCUAUCUUGCUGCCUUAAAGGGGCACUUGGAAUGCAUGCGUUACUUGCUGGAGUAUGGAGCGGAGCCGGAUAUUGUGAACAAGGCGAGGGAGACCCCACUGUAUAAAGCCUCUGAACGGAAGAACACCGAAGCAGUUCGGAUUCUGGUGGCCUUCAGGGCCGACGUCAACCACAGGUGUAACCAGGGCUGGACGGCGCUUCACGAGGCCGUGUCCCAGAACGCUCUGGACAUCAUAGACAUCCUGGUUAAAGGAGGGGCAAAGAUCGAAGCCAAGAACUGCUAUGGCAUCACUCCGCUGUUUGUAGCGGCACAGAGCGGGCAGCUGGACGCGUUACGUUACAUCGUGAAAUGCGGAGCCGACAUUAAUACCCAAGCGAAUGACAAUGCCAGCGCCCUGUUCGAGGCCUGUAAGAACGGGCAUAACCAUAUCGUCGAGUUCCUCCUGUCGCAAGGGACGGACGCCAAUAAACCAAACAAGGACGGAUUUUUACCCAUCCACAUCGCCUCCAAGAAGCGGGAUAAUGAUGGGAUUGUGUCGAUGCUUAUCCCGGUGACGAGCCGUACGAGGGUGAAAAGGAGUGGAAUAAGCCCCCUCCACAUUGCGGCCGAACGCAAUAACGACGACAUCUUGGAGGAACUGAUUAAUGCCGGCUAUGACGUCAACUUCACGCUCUCCUUUGAUCGUGCCAGACUGUACGAGGACAAGCGCAGCACUGCACUUUACUUCGCCGUCAUGAACAACAACAUUUACGCCGCGAGACUGCUUCUAGAAGCUGGCGCUAAUCCCAAUGUGGACAUCAUCAACCCUCUGCUCAUCUCCAUCCGGCACGGCUGCCUGAACACCAUAAAGAUGCUCCUGGAUCACGGCGCCAAUAUCAACGCCUACAUCGCCAGCCACCCCACCUCCUUCCCGGCCACCAUCAUGUUCUCAAUGAAGUAUCUCAGCUUGUUGAAGUAUCUCAUGGAUCUUGGCUGUGAUGCCGACUCCUGUUUUCAAUGUGAAUACGGAAACCGGCCGCACCCGCCUAUUGAGGACCGGAGGCACCGAGACGAUGGCCCCCAAAACAAUAAACAGCCCAAAAUUGUUCAGUUUUGCGAGAUGGUUUCCACCCCGGAGCUCAGCCGCUGGGCCGGUCCUAUAAUUGACGUCCUUCUGGAUUAUGUAGGAAAUGUGAAGCUCUGUUCGCGUUUGCAGGAACAUUUGGAUAGCUAUGCGGAUUGGGAGUGCAUCAAGAAUAAAUCAGAGCCCCCCAGGCCGCUCACUCACUUGUGCCGCCUGAAGGUUCGAACCAUGGUCGGCCGGAAUCGUCUGAAGCUCUUGGACACUUUACCUCUUCCGGGUCGGCUGAUCCGGUAUUUAAACCAUGACAACUCCUGCGAGUACUAG